Molecule: messenger RNA, 1474 nt
Organism: Helianthus annuus (common sunflower)
Lineage: Eukaryota; Viridiplantae; Streptophyta; Magnoliopsida; Asterales; Asteraceae
Product: metalloendoproteinase 3-MMP
Exons: 1
Coding region: 226-1329 (367 amino acids)
Biological process (GO): extracellular matrix organization; proteolysis; collagen catabolic process
Cellular component (GO): extracellular matrix
Molecular function (GO): metalloendopeptidase activity; zinc ion binding
Source: RefSeq, a predicted model, not a curated record
UAAGUCUAAUACAUUUGGAUUCACCUUUUCAUAUUCAUUGACUAAAAGAUAUUCAAAUGCAAGUGUACACACCAAACUCCUACAAUCAUCCAUGCAGUCAAUCCUUCCUCCUCCUUUCUUCCUUCCAACCUCUUUUGACAUAUUCCUUCUUCAAACUCCAUAUAUCCAAACCUCCAUUUCUCCAUUUCACAAAUUCACAUUCAAUCCAUCCAACACAUUCAAGCCAUGAACAUCCACAACAACAACUUCACCUCCCUCCUCAUCUUCUUCUUCUUCUUUCUCUUCUCAUCUUCAACCACCGCUUUUCCCAACUUCUUCCCCAACAUCUCAUCAAUCCCACCAUCAUUCCUCCCUAACCACACCACAAACCCAUGGGACACCUUCAACAAACUCUCCGGCUGCCGCUCCGGCCAAAAGGUUGACGGCAUCGCCAAGCUGAAAACAUACUUCCACUACUUCGGAUACCUCGCAAACACCACGGGCAACUUCUCUGAUGAUUUUGACGACGCGCUUGAAGCCGCAGUCAAAAACUACCAGAAAAACUUCAACCUAAACACCACCGGCGAACUGGACACGUCAACGGUCAACCAAAUCUUAAAACCUAGAUGUGGAGUUCCAGACAUCGUCAACGGAACCACCACUAUGAACUCCGGCAAAACGACGUCGUUUCAACACUCCGUCGCUCACUACUCGUUCUUCCCGGGGACGCCACGGUGGCCGUCACGGCGGCGUGAUCUAACGUACGCGUUUGAUCCGCGUAACGAGUUAUCUGAAGACGUGAAGCGCGUGUUCGCCAACGCUUUCUCCCGUUGGUCGGAAUGGACACCGUUGACAUUUACGAACAUUAGCGACUACUCGUCAGCAGAUAUGAAGAUCGGUUUCUACUCCGGCGACCACGGCGACGAUGAGCCGUUUGACGGAGUAUUAGGAACCCUAGCGCACGCGUUUGCACCGCCAACUGGAUUAUUGCAUCUGGAUAACGCUGAAACGUGGAUUAUUAAUGACGUAUUCACAUCUGGAUCGUCGUCAUCAACAGCGAUGGAUCUUGAAUCGGUAGCGGUGCAUGAAAUCGGGCAUUUGUUAGGGUUAGGACACUCGUCGGUGGAGAAUGCGAUUAUGUACCCGACGAUAGCGUCUGGUGUGAAGAAGGUGGAGCUUGAUAGAGAUGAUGUUGAAGGUAUACAGGUGUUGUACGGUACAAACCCUGAGAAUAAUGGUACAGUUGGACCGUCGUUUGGUGAGAGGGAGAUGAGUGGGGUGGCGCGUGGAUCGAUUGGAUUGGUUUGGGGUGUGAUAUUGGCUGUUGGAUUGACGAUAUUUGUUUAUUGAUAUAUAUAUAUAUUUUUUUUUUUGCUUUUUUCUUUUGUAGAUAUUAAAUUGUUUCAAUAUAAUUAUUUUGGAUUAUUGAGGGUUAGGUGGAGUUGUUUUUUUGUAUUAUAUGUUGUAAAUGAGAUUAUACUUUUAUUUCAUAGCU